UUUGAAUAAAGAUGGGGUGCAGUGCAUCUGAAGAGAGGGAGAGGAAGAGAGGAAGAGGAGAAUUGGAACAAACUUUGGAGAUUGGAGGAGGGAUGGAGGAGAUUAAGGUCUUUGAGUCGUAUAAGAGGGUUACUAUUGAUGAGACGAGUGAUGGAGUGAUAUGUCAGACGAAAGAGGGCAAGACUUUCCUGCCAGGGACUCUUGAUGAUUAUAAAAUGGUUGUUCAGUCUAGGAUAUGGAGGAUAUUUAUAGAUAGUGAAACAGCAGCAUUUAUGAGAGAUGAAAUUAAAAAGAGUAUCUUGAAGAAGAAAGCAGAGAAAGAAGAAGCUGAGAAGAACAACAAGGCUGGAGCACCUUACGACCCUAAGAAGUCUGUAGUUGUUCAAAAUAUUCAGAAAAUCAUUGACGACUACCAAAGAGUAGUUAAUUGCAUUGAGGAAGCAAUGGAUAAAGAAGAAGUCCCUCCAGAACAAAAGCAGGUAGCUAUGCCCUCAGCACAUAAAGGAAUUAAACAGAUCUCAAAAUCUACAGUUGCUAAUUGGAUUAAAAAAUACAGCCAAAAGAGGUACCAGGAUUUUGUGAAGAAAGAGAAAUUGGGGCUACAAGGCGAUUUGUGGGUGACUUGUAAGAUUGAGAAAGACAUUUUGAAGAAGGCACAGGAGAUGGGAGCAAAGAGAUUGCCCGAUUUGAAAGCAUUUUUUAUUGAUAUGUGGAAGGAAAAUGAACAAUUUGGGAUGAAGAUAGUGCAGAGGCACUUUCCUAAUAAGGUUGGGUGGUUUAUCUUGAGGGUUAGAGGAAACAAAAAGAAGAGGAAGAGUAUUGAACCGUACUGGGGCUGAUUGAGUGUGGUGGCGGAGAGGGCUGUGAUGAGGCUUUCUCUUGUGAAUUUUAUGGUUUCGAGGAAGAGACUUGAGGAUGUGUUUGGAAAGUUUGCAAAAGUUCAGAAACUUGGGUUUACAAGAUGCAGAGUUUUGGGACAAGGUGUUUGGAUAGAUCCUAAAAUAAAGUUUUCUAUUAUAAGACUUGCUUUUGCAGAUUGUGGAAACAACAUUUGAAGUAACUGGAAUGAAACUCCUGAACAUUUGUGGGACAUCAUUGAGCAAAUUGGGAAAUCAGACUUGAAGAACUCACUUAAAUCCUGCCACUUUUUUAACAAUGAUAAGGUUAGGAUGAAAGCAAAAGAUAUUAAGGAAAAGUUUGAAAUUUAUGAACUGACUAGCAUUGCUUUGAUGGUUAAUAGGGAGAAGGUGAUGAGCGAAGAUGGAAUAAAAGGUGAGGUUUCGGAGGAGGAUGAUGGGGUUUCGGGCAGUGCGGAAUCACUCGAGGGAGAGGAAGGUAGUGUUGAAGAGUCUGAUGAUGAUAAACAGUCUUCUGAGAGUGAUGAAAAUUCAAGUAGUGAGGAAUGCCAAAGUUCUGAAUAUUAAUUUCAAAAACAAAAUUUAUCAA
Moneuplotes crassus is the source of this 1446-nucleotide messenger RNA. The record is from the annotation of a GenBank genome assembly. Lineage: Eukaryota; Ciliophora; Spirotrichea; Euplotida; Euplotidae.